AGAAAGCAAAGCAAGCAACAGACCAACCAAACGCCCACGUCAGACCCCAGCCGGCUAUCUCGCGAACGGCGCGGCGUUCAUUCUCACACUCAUCACAUCAACGCAGCAAACAGGAAGGAGUGAACGACACACACACACACACACAAGCACACACACACACACACACACACACACACACACACACACACACACACACACGUCGACGGGGAAAUGUCGAUGAAACUGGCUGGCACAGCCAUGCUUGCUGCAGCUUUGGUGUUGACGAUGAUGGCCUGCGUGGGCCACGCACAUUGGUCCCACCAGCAGCACUCGCAUCAUGCAAAGAAGGCGCUCCUGAAAGAUGUCUCCGUCCUCACCCUGUCCUCCGACCAGAUGACAACCGGAAGGCGCUCGCGUCCAGUCCCUCAAAUGACCUGUGUCGACGGCACCGCCAACUGCCAUCGAGAUGUGCUGCCAACCGUCAUGCAAUGCCGAAACGUCGGCUGGGACGGAAAUGACGUGCAGUGGCAGUGCACGGCGGAGCUGGACAACUCAGUGAAGCUUGGCCGUACAGACGUCACGUGCGAAGGGUACGACUACCCGGACGACCCGUAUAUCCUGGCCGGCAGCUGCGGAGUGGAGUACACGCUGGACAGCACCGGCAACUACGGCUCCCGCCAUGGCAAACACCACCACCACCAUCACCACGCAGGCCACGCUUCAUCUGGUGGUGGCAGCAACUUCCUUCUCAUCUUGGUCCUUGUCUUCCUUGCCUACCAAAUGUACAAGUGGUGCUCUCGAGGUCGCGUUGCGCAGGAGAUGUACGGUGAGGGUGCGAUGGAUCCAAAUGAUUUUGGACCAGGCGGCCGCUUCCACAACACAGCGCCCCCACCAGGGUACCCCGGGAGCGGCCCCGGCUGUGCGCCGCCGUCAUAUCAGCAGGCGAUGAAUCAGGGCGCAGCCGCACAGGGCGGGUGGAACUUCUGGCAUGGGUUUGGCCUCGGCGGGUUGCUGGGGUACCUGGCCCCCCGCCGCCGCGCAUACUACGGAUAUGGGAUGCAGCCGGGCUGGGGUGGAGGCUACCGCCAGAACAACUACUACUACAACACAGGCGCCAGCGCACGUCGCUCGCCCUCGCCUCCGCGCAGCAGCGGCACGCACGCCAGCACCGGGUACGGUGGAACGCGUCGCAGAUAAACGCACUCGACACAUCCUCCGCUUGCAUUCCCUCCUCCCUUGCAUGCGUGUUUUGCCUGCUUGCUGUGGUGGUGCUCUCCUACCUUCCCCCCUGUGCGUGUGUUUCGUUUGAUGAUGUGCCAGACGAUGUGAGAAUCAACGAACGCAGCUGGAAGGACUCUCCGAAAGUCCAUGGAAGAUAUCUCUAAUCCUC
Molecule: messenger RNA, 1369 nt
Organism: Salpingoeca rosetta
Lineage: Eukaryota; Choanoflagellata; Craspedida; Salpingoecidae
Exons: 9
Coding region: 211-1176 (321 amino acids)
Biological process (GO): regulation of store-operated calcium entry
Cellular component (GO): endoplasmic reticulum membrane
Source: RefSeq, a predicted model, not a curated record